This is a messenger RNA of Paramecium sonneborni, 429 nucleotides long. The record is from the annotation of a GenBank genome assembly. NCBI's taxonomy places the organism in Eukaryota, Ciliophora, Oligohymenophorea, Peniculida, Parameciidae.
AUGUAAGACCCAUCAAGUUUAAAUUUUUAAGUUGAAGCAGAGCCAAGUAUCCAAAAAAUUAGAUCAAUCUAGAUUCAGAAGAAGAAAAGUUUAGUAAUGAAAUUAUCAACUGAUUCAGAAAAUGUAGAAAGUGAUUAGAGCGUUGAUAACUCUCAAUAUUAUAGAAAAUAGUUUUUAGAUAGCUAUUCUAUGUUUACAACUAAGAACUCAAUACCAGGGAAAUUCAAAAGCUUGAAUUAAAAAAGCAAUUCGGUAACUUAUAAGGCAAAACUUGCUUCAAUAAGAAAAAUAAAAUCAUUCAGACUAGAUGAUAACAUAGAUAGUUAAGAUGAAGAAGAAAGUUUACCUAAAGAAUUAAUGAAUGUUGAUUUUUAGUUUAGAUAAGAUGCUAUAAUUAAUGUUUAAAAAAUCCUUUAAUAAAAGAAAUGA